Molecule: messenger RNA, 5680 nt
Organism: Marmota monax (woodchuck)
Lineage: Eukaryota; Metazoa; Chordata; Mammalia; Rodentia; Sciuridae
Gene: Srp14
Product: signal recognition particle 14
Exons: 6
Coding region: 96-458 (120 amino acids)
Biological process (GO): SRP-dependent cotranslational protein targeting to membrane
Cellular component (GO): signal recognition particle, endoplasmic reticulum targeting
Molecular function (GO): 7S RNA binding; endoplasmic reticulum signal sequence receptor activity
Source: RefSeq, a predicted model, not a curated record
GAGGCCAUACAGCAGAAGUCCCGCCCUGCGUAGGAAAACUUCCGGUUCCAACUGCUCAGUGCUUAUGUUGACCGGAAGCGUCCGGUAGCGCUGCGAUGGUGCUCCUGGAGAGCGAGCAGUUCCUGACGGAGCUCACCAGGCUCUUCCAGAAGUGUCGGUUGUCGGGCAGCGUGUACAUCACCUUGAAGAAGUAUGAUGGUCGAACUAAACCCACACCGAGGAAGGGUUCUGUGGAGGGCGUUGAGCCCUCAGACAACAAGUGUCUGUUGAGAGCAACGGAUGGGAAAAAGAAGAUCAGCACAGUGGUGAGCUCCAAAGAAGUGAAUAAAUUUCAGAUGGGUCUUGCUAAGGCUGGCCUCAAACUUGUAAUCUUCCUGCCUCGGUCUCCUGAGUACCUGGCAUUACAGGUGCUUUCUGUCCCAUUACCUGUGACCAGUCGUACAGGAUUUCUGCCAUGAUUCCUGCUGACCAGAGUUUCUGGGUUAAAUUGAUAGCCCUGGACAUGGACAUCUGGCCGACACUUACAACCAGGAGGUCACAGGAGCUUAUUGUAACCUGGAGAAGAAAUAGUGGUUACACUUAAAGAAUGACACUGCAGAUGUGGACAAACAAUAUGAGAGAAGGUGGCACUCAUGGGUAAGAAGGCAUUCUUAGAAUCUUGUACAACAACGAGGAAGGCUUUGCUUAAAAAUGACAUUGGGAAAAAUAAGACACAGUAAAAAAAACUUUUAUAUUCCAUUUUUAAGAUAGAAAUUAGCUACUAUGGGCAAGUAAAGGAACCAUUCUUAACUUUGUAGGCAAAGAGGUUCCAUAAGUGUUUGCUACAACUAGAACAUCUCCCAUUUACAUAUUGCAUGACAGAUGAGGAAAAAUGAACAUCUAAAGUCACCUUGCUGGAGCAGAAGACAAGGACUAAAUUGCAAGGAUUGCCUAUCUAUAGCCUUGUAUCUAUUAUAUGAAAGAUCAUUUCCCAAAUCCUCAGCCUAUAGCUGCUACACUGAUGAGAUACAUAUGUGAUCUCUGUUCCUGGCAUACACUUCCUAAAAUCCCUAGAAUCUUCAAAGUACUUUUUCUAUGCCAAUGAGGUGACUGACAUGGGGACUGGUCACUGAAAAGACCAACACAGGAUAAAAGGGCUAGGACUUUCAAUCAUAUCCUACAACUUCUGGGGAGGGAAGGGAAAGGAGCUGAAGGUUAAGUUGACUACUAAUGGCCAAGGAUGUAAUCAAUCAAGCCUAUGUAUUGAAGCUCCACCAAAAACUCAAAUGACAGGGUUCAGAGAACUUCUGAAAAGCUAAAUCUGUGGCAUUUUCUGGAGGGUUGCAUGCCCUGAGGAAAUGACACUAUCUGCAGUGAGGAGGAAGAGUAGACAGAAAGAACUGACUUGGAGGUCACCCAGAGGGAGUCUGCUGUUCAACACUGCUUCCUUGAUGUGUGACAAUACAACAGGAGAAAAUAAGUUUUUUUUUCCCUUCUCAAUUACAAAUAAUGCUUUUAGGAAUGAAAGAUAUAACAAAGUAUGAUAGAAAGCCAAGCUGGGACUUACAGGUUCUUCCAUAUUGAGGACAGCAGCAAAUAUCUUGUCUAUUGCAAUACUGAUACCAACCGCAGUGGGAACUGGCCCCAGAGCCUGUGGACCUCUAAACUGGGGAAUCUAUGGAGAGACAAACAGUUCUGGUUGUGAAAUACAGAAUAAACUGCGACUAUCAGGAAAGCAAUGAUUAAUGAGCAAGCUCUCUGUCAGCAACUUAUCAAAGGAUUCAAUGAAGAGUGUGAGUGUGUGUGAGUGUGUAUGUGUGUGUGUGUGUGUGUGUGUUUUAAGACAGAGACACAAAUUUAGGAAAAUAACAAAUAUUAAAUCUAGAUCUGCAUAGUUCAAUAUGGCAAAUCUGAACUGACAGGUGCUGUACAUGCAAAUGCACACCAGCUGCAAAGACUUGGAGUAAAUAAAGAACGUAAAAUAGCUUGUUGAUAAUUUUUGGAAGUUUGAGUAAAUGUUGAAAUGAAAUUUUGGAUAUAACUAGGUUAAAUAAAACAUAUCACUAAAAUUUCACUUUUUAUUUACUUAUUGUUACUAGAUAAUCUAAAAUUAUAUAUGUAAGUUCCAAACCAAGACAGAGGAGGUAUACUUUUCCCUACUCUUCCUAGGUAUAGCUAAAAAUCCUGGAUGUUACAUAUAAAACAAGGAGACUCUACAAGUGGAGAGAGGCAGACUGUCUAGGGACUGCAGAAUGCGAGGAUGACAAUGGUGAAUUCUCAGGUUUGCUCUUUGCUUCAUACAUCAUGGAUUAAGUACUGGAGAAACUGGCAACCCAGAAAUGCCAAGAGGAACAAGAAAGGGGAAACCCAGUAAGGCAGAUAACUUUAGACAAUAAUUUCCCUGCUCCAGCUAAACAUCAUAAAAAAAAAGCCCAGGCCCACUCCCACCAGUGAAGGCAGGGUGCAGAGUAUAGUCACCCUUACCCUGGCAAGGUGGCUUCAGAGGAGAGCAAGCAGAGAGCUAGGAUUUUCACAUCUGCCUAGCAGUAAUGCCCACCACCUACCCACAACAAUGCCAGUGGAGGCCAAGAUCCCCAGGAUACUGGAUUUUACCCUCACCCAGGCAGCAAGAAAGUAUCCCUCCCUACUGGGGUGGGGCCAGAGGAAGCUGAGUGGGAAGAUGUGAUUAUCACUGGCCUCCUGCCAGUUCUCUCCCCCUACCAUGGAUAGGUGGAGGCUUGUGGGAAGCAGUAACAUGGUGCCCUUUCACCUGGAGGUGUAGAUGGAGGAUGAGUAAGGAAUCUGGCACUCCGUGUCCAUACCACGUAGCAUCAGAGAUGGCCUGCUAAAGCAUAAGAUCCAGAUAAGUUCCAGUCUCAUAACAUGAGACUGCAGAUGUCCAGGACACAUACAUCCUGCCAAGAACUGAGAUAUAAAAGUAACAGAGAAAUAUUCAACACACACUAAAACCAAGAUCACAUACCUGUUGGAAUUACAUGGCAAAGAUUUUAAAGCAACCAGCAUAAAAAUGCUGUAACAUGUAUCAUGAACAGGCUUGAAAACAAAAAUAAACAAAAAUCUGAAUGCAUCUCAGCAAAUGAGAAGAUAAAACAAAACAAAAACUUCACUGAAUGGGCCAAAUAACAGACAAGAGGAAAGAAAUGGUGACAUUAAGUUAAAACAACUGAAGUCACUCAAUCUGUAAAAGAGAGAACAGAGGCUGUGAAGUAAAAUGUGCCAGAAGCCCAAGGUUAGAGACGAUAAAGAGACAGAGUGGCUCUCUCUUUCUCUCUCUCUCUCCAAAGAAUGCCUGAAAAAUUCCCAGGGUUGGCAAAAGACAAACUUGAGGAUUUAAGAAAGAAGCUAAGAACAGAGCAGGAUAAAUCUGAAGAAAUUCAUGCCAAGACAUAUUAUAGUUUAAUUUCAAACUCAAGACAAAAACAAAAUCAUGAAAGUAUCAAGAGAGAAACAUUUUUCCUAGAGGGUAAAAGUAAUUCAAAUUACAGAGGAUUUCUCAUCCGAAACCAUAAACUUAAGGGAAAUUUAAGAGAAUUUUUUUCUCCUCUUGAAUUUUAAAAAUUGUGUUUGACAAAGCAAAAAGUUUAACAUUGUUUGAUGUGGAUCUCAAUGGCAUAGAGCAAACACUGAGGGCAAUUAGAUCAUAAAUGAGGCACAGGUAAAGGGAUGCAAAGGGAGGGAGGUUUUUGCCCUUGAGCUAUACUGAUAAUGCCAGGAGAUAAGUAAUAGAACAGUUCUCUUGAUUGUGGCAGUCCUUACAGGAAUCUAUACUUUUGAUAAAAUGGCACAGACUGUACAGAUACCUUGUGCCAAUGUCAAUUUUCUGCUUCUGAUAUUUUAUAGAAGUUAACAAAGGAUUGUAAUCACUAGAGGAAACUGGGUAAAGGUUCUUCAGACCUCUCUAUACUAUCUCUGCAACGUCCUGUGAGUUUCUAAUUAUUUUUUUAAAGUUUAAAAAAUUACAAAUGUGGUUCACAUUAUAUUUGUAUUUCUAAAUGAAUGAUACAGAGAUAUUCAAUUGUAUUACUGGUUUAUGUAGGCUUAUAAAUAUUCAAAAUAAUAAGCUCAGGAAGAAAUAAAAUUAAGCCAGAACUAAUAAACACAGGGUGAGGCCUCACCAGCAGAUCAUAUCUGCCACCGGCUGCAAGGAUUUCAGGUACGGCUCUCUGCCUCCGUCUGAUAAAUGCCACAAACUGGAAGAUGAUUCCAUUGUGCUGUUGUACCUUAUAAACCAAGCCCAAGUUGAUCAAGACCUAGAGUAAAAUGCCAUACAAAUGUGUCAAGGACUGGAGAUUUAGAAUACAGAAUACAAUACUGAAAAUGCUGUUUUCCAUCAACAGCAUCAGAAUAAUCCAUUUAGCAUAAAGAAAAUACUGAGCAAUUUCUGGCAUGAAGUCUGUUUAACUGUAGCCUGCCACGCAAGAGAAAAUAUAUUCUCUUCAAGAAUAAACAUCGCUGGCUAGGCUGUGGCUCAGUGGUAGAGUGCUUGCCUAGCAUGAAUGAGGCACUGAGUUCGAUCCUCAGCUCCACAUAAAAAAUAAAAGAAUAAAAUAAAGGUAUUGUGUCCAUCUACAACAAAACAAAAAACCAAAAAAGAACAAACACCUCUCUGAGGCUAACACAGUAAGAAUUUCUAUAGGAGGGCUUGGGGAUGCAGCUCAGUGUUAAAUAAAAAUAUGAUGACAUGAGGCUCUAGGUUUGAUCCCCAGCACUGAAAAAAAAAGAAGAAGAAAGAAAAAACUGCUGCAUGGUAGGAAUUGAGAUGCUUGCAAAGAAAUCCUAAUUUAAGCCAAAAUUAUUUGUAGGUAUCAAAUGCUCCAAAACAUAGAAAGUAGAGCUUUUCUGUUAAAAUAAAACACUGGCAUUAAGGAAAUAAAAAACAUUUCCCCCUUGAGCUAUUAUUAAUGCUACAAAUUUGUCCUGCUACUAUCAAAUAGUUGCCAAACCUGUAAUUUUAUGCCAAGUUUCUUCAACAGUCCAACAACCUCCUCUAGGUCUUUUAAGCCAUACUUCACCAACUGGGCAACACCUGUUUUCUGUUUUAUUAGUGAAUUUAUUGUUGGUGUUAAGUCUUGCAGUUCCCCCUUCUGCUCGAUAAACUUGUAGAGUCGGCAGAGCUGGAAAGCAAUAGGCAGAGUUAGCAGUCAAUCCAUGGCAGGGAAAGACUCUUUGUUCAUGUGCUCAGGGAGUUCGUACACUUCUAGGAAGGGGGAUUUUGUGGUCAAUGGUAAUUUAAGCCUUUGCUGUAAUCAAAAGGGUCAUCCUUGUGUGAUAGUAGAAGCAAAUGUGACUCCAUUUUGUUUUUGACUUCAUCCUGUAAAACAACCAUGCCAAGAAGAAGGGUCAUGAGUGGGGCAAGAUGUUCUUUUCCUUUUGCUAUAGAAACCUUUAAGAAUGCAGAACUACCUAUUGGGGCAUUGUUUCUGUAACUAGGGUAACGGGGCUCUGUUUCUGUAACUGGGGUGAUUGGGCUGUGAUUGGCUAGGCUUCCCACCACUUGACUGCACUCUCCUGCUUCUGUAACCUGGCUUGCUUGCAUUGGCUAGACCCCCGAACAUCCCUUGUGCGGUUUUCAGGCUUAUAAGGAAUGACCUUGCAAUUGUUUGGGGCUGAUCAGGGGAACAGCUUUAUGUUCUGGUCAGUUGCCACUAGUGUGCUUCAAUAAAGGCUUGAUUUGAUUAUA